Messenger RNA from Sceloporus undulatus (fence lizard), 967 nucleotides. It is a transcript of the gene COMMD5, whose product is annotated as COMM domain containing 5. Gene Ontology annotation, cellular component: nucleus. The record is from RefSeq and is a predicted model, not a curated record. Lineage: Eukaryota; Metazoa; Chordata; Lepidosauria; Squamata; Phrynosomatidae. The transcript has 7 exons. Bases 111 to 770 code for a protein of 219 amino acids.
GGCGCGAGACCCAAGAAGCCCCGCAGCCUGGGAUUUGUAUUGUAGAUACUGCGACGCUUUGCAGUUGCAACUUGCAAGCGCCUUCCUUCCUGCUUUUGCAAGCAGUGGCAAUGGCGGCGGUAGGGAAAGCGGUGCCUCCUCCUUACUCCCAUCCUGGGGUCAGUUUCUUGGGGGCCCGGCUGCCCCCAGAAGUGGAAGCCAUGGCCAAAAGCCUGCGGGAAUUGGGCAAAGAGACCUUCAGGAAACUGCUCAAAGUCACUGUCAGUGCCCUGGAAGGAAAAGACUGCAAAGAGUCUGUGAGAAUGAUUGCUGAGAGUGCAAAUCUGUCAGACGAGCAAAUUGCCAUCCUCAUUUCUGGCAUGUAUACGCUGCUCCGAGAGGCUUUGAGGCUCCCCACAUCAUCUCUAAAACAAGAUGUUUUUAAAGAAGAUUUAAAGGAGCUCAGGAUUCCAGAAGACUUCAUUGUUGACUUUGCCACUGUAGCCUUCGGGAACAGGCGACCUACUCUUGAAGCUGCCAUUCAGAAGCAGUCCAGUCAGCUGCCUAAAAUCGAAGACUUCAGGUGGAGGGUGGACGUGGCCAUUUCCACCAGCUCAUUGGCUCGUGCCUUGCAACCAUCCAUUUUAAUGCAACUGAAGCUCUCCGACGGGUCAGCCCAUCGCUUUGAAGUGCCUGUUGCAAAAUUUCAAGAAUUUAGGUACAACGUUGCUCUGAUCCUGAAAGAGAUGAACGACUUGGAGAAGAGGAGCUUUCUACAGAUUCAGGACUGAAUGUUUCUUGAUAAAAGAUCACCACCUAACCAAAAAGCCAAACAAAGCACAGAACUCCUGUUUUGAAAUGCCAUGUCUUACAAUAUAUUUUCUAACACUGCCUGUAAAUAUUUCUCAACUCGUGAGUCAAGAGCUCCUGCUGUUGGGUUUUUUUCUUUAUUACUUUUAAUUCUACCUAAAAAUGAUGAUGAGCAUUA